Molecule: messenger RNA, 1421 nt
Organism: Dermatophagoides farinae (American house dust mite)
Lineage: Eukaryota; Metazoa; Arthropoda; Arachnida; Sarcoptiformes; Pyroglyphidae
Product: sorbitol dehydrogenase
Biological process (GO): D-sorbitol catabolic process
Molecular function (GO): L-iditol 2-dehydrogenase (NAD+) activity
Source: RefSeq, a predicted model, not a curated record
ACAAAAUUCUCAUGCUUUUAUCUUUAUUUUCAUUUUCAUCUUCAUCUUCAUCUUCCUCAUUCAUUCACUUAUUCAAACACUAUGUAUUCUGUUUCUUAUUUGAAAGUCUGUAUUAUUGCAAUAACCAAAGUGUCAACAACAAACGAUCAUUAUCGAAUAUGAGUUUGAUUAAAUUACAAUUAAUCUUUUGUUGCCAUUUAAACGCAAAUAACGUUCGCAGUGUUGAUUACAAUAUUGAAUCGGCAGUUAUGAGUAAAGAAGUAUCGAACAAAGUGUCUUCCAUGCAGCUACAAUCGGAUUUGUUUAGCAAACCAAAUUUAGCGGUCGUAUUGCAUGGCAAAAAUGAUUUACGAUUACAGGAAUGGCCAUUACCAGAUAAACUUGGUCCAUAUGAAGUGUUGUUGAAAUCGCAUAGUACUGGAAUUUGUGGCACCGAUCUUCAUCUGUGGCGUUCCGCUCAGGUGGCCAGUUUCCAAUUGAAUCGUCCGUUCUGUUUGGGUCAUGAACCAUCGGCUGUGGUCAUGCAAUGUGGUCAGCAAGUACAUCAUCUAAAACCGGGUGAUCGUGUUGCCAUUGAACCGGCCAUUCCAUGUUUGAAAUGUGAUUUUUGUCGUUCAGGUCGCUACAAUCUUUGUCCGGUAUCGAAUAGACAAUCACAUGGCCUGCCAAAUUCUGACGGUUCACUACGUCGUUAUUACACACAUCGUGCAGAUUUCUGUUUCAAAUUACCUGACUGCAUUUCGCUGGAAGAAGGAGCUCUAGUCGAAGCAUUGGCCGUGGUCAUACACGCAUGUCGUCGUGUCAUAGUUAAUGUUGGUGAUUCGGUUCUCAUUUGUGGUGCAGGACCGGUUGGUGUUAUGGCCAUGUUGGCUGCAAAAGCAUACGGUUGUCAUCAGGUUUGCAUUACCGAUAUCAAACGAUCGCGGCUAGAUUUGGCCAAAAAAAUGGGCGCCGAUCAUGUUUAUUGCAUCGAUACGACCAAAACAAUGAGUGAUAAACAAUUGGCCACCGAAAUUGCCGAAAUGAUGGGCCAGACAGCCGAUAUCUGCAUCGAAUGCUCAGGGUUCGAAUCGUCACAAUCGAUGGCCAUUCAUGCUACACGUCCUGGUGGACGUAUUGCUAUAGUUGGCUUGGGUGCACCGGCCAAUCGUGUUCCGCUAUCGACGGCGACAAUGAAAGAAAUUGAUUUGAUUGGAGUCUGCCGCAUUAAAGAUGAUUAUCCACUAGCAAUACGGUUGAUUGAAACUGGUCGAAUCAAUGUGAAACCAUUGAUAACACAGAAAUAUCCAAUCGAAAAGGCUUUGGAUGCUUUCCGAUUGCUUCAAGCAGGCACCGAAGGUGUCAUGAAAGUAUUGAUUCAAUAUGACGACUGAAUUGAUUACAUACAAAAUUGAUUAAAAUGUACGACAAGAAUCUAUCAA